This is a messenger RNA of Penicillium manginii, 2328 nucleotides long. Its product is annotated as glycoside hydrolase family 95 protein. The transcript has a single exon. Bases 1 to 2328 code for a protein of 775 amino acids. NCBI's taxonomy places the organism in Eukaryota, Fungi, Ascomycota, Eurotiomycetes, Eurotiales, Aspergillaceae. The record is from RefSeq and is a predicted model, not a curated record. Gene Ontology annotation, molecular function: alpha-L-fucosidase activity. Gene Ontology annotation, biological process: carbohydrate metabolic process.
AUGACUCUGCUCGCGGUUUUGUUCCUCUUCACGAGCCAGGCUACUGCUAAGUGGCUAUGGUCGAGCUCGCCAGCCAAUGCGUCCGAUAUUAUGCGGCAGACAUACCCCUUGGGCAAUGGUCGCUUAGGUUUCAUGCCUGCUGGGAGUCCUGGAUCAGAAUUUGUAACUAUUAAUUUAGAUAGUCUUUGGGCAGGCGGGCCAUUUGAAAACGCAAGCUACUCUGGUGGCAAUCCUCCCGACGACCGAUCUCAUUUCUUGACUGGAAUCCGCGAACAAAUCUUUCGCAAUGGAGAGGGGAACGUCGAUGGACUUCUUAGCCCGAUUUCUUCAUACGGAACAUACACACCUCUGGCAAACUUGACCAUCGAUAUAGAUGGGAUCAACACAUUUUCUUCCUAUUUUCGAGGCCUGGACCUGGCCUCUGGAGUCCAUUCCGUGAACUUUACGAGUGGCGGUCAAAAAUAUCACAGUUCUACCCUGUGUUCUCAGCCAGACGAUGUUUGCGCCUACAGUAUCUCAUCUAAUAUGCCACUACCGCGUAUUUCUUUUGGAUUACACAAUAAUUUUCUCGACAUAAAACUUCUGAACACGACUUGCGACCGUGGCCGACUAGAGAUAUCAGGCCAUCUUGCACAACCGGGUAUGCAGUUCAUUGGGGUAGCCCAAUCAACUCGUCCCACGGCUUUGAUUUGCAAUGGAAACCAAUUGGUACUGCCAGCCAAGUCUAGUCAUACCGAAGUUACUAUUGUAUUCGGGGCUGGUACAAACUACGACGCGAAGCAUGGGAACAAAGCAGCGGGCUAUUCUUUUAUCGGAGUUGACCCAGCCCCAGCAGUGAAAAAAACAGUUUUGACUGCUGCAUCAAAGUCAUACGAAGAAAUUCUGAAAAGACACACCAAAGACUACAAAAGUCUCUUUGAAUCCUUUGAGCUUGUGUUGAAAGAUUCCGCCAACUCUGACAGUGUCGAAACGGCCACAUUGCUCUCUGAUUAUGACACUGCUGAAGGGAAUCCCUUCUUGGAGUCACUUUUUGUCGACUACGGGCGUUAUCUCCUGAUUUCUUCAUCCCGAGAGAACUCGUUACCUGCUAAUCUCCAAGGGAAAUGGGCAGAACUGCAGAGCCCGGCAUGGAGUGCUGACUAUCAUGCAAAUAUCAAUCUGCAAAUGAAUUACUGGGCAGCACCGCAAGUCGGUCUUGGAGCUCUACAAAAACCACUGUGGGAUUUCAUCGAGCAGACGUGGGUUCCGUAUGGCCAAGAGACUGCGCGGCUGCUGUAUGGCGCAGUUAAUGGUUCAUGGGCGAUACAUGACGAAAUAAACAUUUUUGGCUACACUGGAAUGAAGAAUGAAGCCACCUGGGCAGACUACCCUCUUGCGGGUACUUGGAUGGCUCUACAUAUUCCAAAUUGGUUGGAAUAUUCAGGCGACACGGAAUGGUAUCAAAGACAAGGGUACCCAUUGCUUAAAGGUACAGCGCAGUUUUGGUUAUCGCAACUUCAAGAAGAUCGAUAUUUCAAUGACAGCACGUUGGUCGUCAACCCGUGCAAUUCUCCCGAACAUGGACCGACAACAUUCGGAUGCUCUAAUCAUCAGCAGCAGAUUUUUGAGCUGUUUGAUAGAAUAAUUGCCACAUGGUCUGUUAGCAAUGAUGAUGAUGAUGAAUUCAAUAAAAGCGUGAAGAAAGCACUGGCGCACCUAGACAGAGGGAUUCACAUCGGGUCUUGGGGACAGUUGCAGGAAUGGAAGCGCGAUAUCGAUACCCAAAACGAUACGCAUCGUCAUUUGAGUGGUCUCACAGGCUGGUAUCCCGGAUACAGUGUCUCGGGAUUAGGUGAUACCCAAGUGACGAAAGCUGUCGAGACAAUGUUGUGGUCUCGCGGAACUGGAAAGAACAGCGAAGAUAAUCCAGGAUGGGCCAAAGUGUGGCGAUCGGCAUGCUGGGCACACCUCAACAACACAGAGCGAGCAAAUUUCGAGUUGCGAUUCAGCAUUUCGGAGAAUAUGGCUGGAAAUGGGUUGUCGCAGUACUCAGGACAUAAUGCGCCAUUCCAGAUCGAUGCUAAUUUUGGGUUCGUCGCUGCAGUGACUGCUAUCUUGAUUCGCGAUCUGCCUCAGUAUCAUGACGAUGAUAGCGUUCACGAAGUGCUCCUAGGCCCUGCGAUUCCCUCUUCAUGGAGUGGUGGCUCGGUUCGUGGACUUAAAUUACGCGGCGGGGGCAGUGUGGCAUUUUCUUGGGACAAUGAAGGCGUUGUGGAGGAGGCCACUGUCAGCGGGAGAAUGAAGCCAUUGAGAAUGGUCAACGUGAAAGGGAUAAAAAUCGACACUUGA